Molecule: messenger RNA, 978 nt
Organism: Fonsecaea erecta
Lineage: Eukaryota; Fungi; Ascomycota; Eurotiomycetes; Chaetothyriales; Herpotrichiellaceae
Exons: 5
Coding region: 1-978 (325 amino acids)
Molecular function (GO): oxidoreductase activity
Source: RefSeq, a predicted model, not a curated record
AUGUCCUCUCUUUCUGUGGCUGAUCUGUUUGGCGUCAAAGGCCGAGUAGCCCUGGUGUCCGGGGGAUGCUCGGGUCUUGGGUUGAUGAUCGCAAAGGGUCUGGUAUCGAACGGUGCAAGGGUAUAUGUCACUGCAUUACCGACGGACGACAUUGAAGCAGUCGUGGCCGAGCUCAAUGAAAUGGGAAAAUCAUCGGGGGGCAAGGCUGUGGGGUUUGCAAGUGAUUUGGCUUCAAAAGACGGAAUUGCUGCUGUUGCCAGAGAACUUGAAAAACAUGAGACUCACCUGGACAUUCUCUGUUCAAACGCUGGGAUCAGGAGAGAUCCACCAAAGAUGUGCAACGUCAAAACCGCGUCCUUGGAUGAGUUACAGGAGUCUCUCUGGUCUUCACGACAUUCGGACUGGGAUGAUACCUUCCGGGUUAAUGUCACGGCCCACUACUUCUUGUCCGUUGCAUUGCUGAAAUUGUUGGUGGCGGCGAGCAAUCUGGACAUUGGGAAUGGCCGAAAGGGUCGAGAUGAGGGUCGCGGGGUGAUUAUCAUCACUAGCAGCUGUGCCAGCAUGCAUAACUGCACAAAUGUCGAUUUGACCAGCUAUGCGGCCAGCAAAGCGGCGAUUGAUCAUUUGGUUGCCCUGCUGGCGAGUAAGUUCGCCAGAUGGUACGUCAGAGUCAAUGCCAUCAACCCAGGCUUUGUCCCCAGUAGAAUGAACCCGGUUGAAGAAGGCGAUAAUCAAUUUGCAGAGCUGUUCAAGGCAAUGCCAGCAGCAAGGAUAGGCAAAAUGGAGGAUAUUGCAGGGGCCGUGCUAUAUUUGAGCAGCCAAGCAGGGGUAAGUUCAUCCGUGGUUGCAACCAAGAGCGGGAGAUUUGCUAAAAUGUCGCAUUUCAGGCUUAUGUGGACGGAAGAUGCCUCUGUGUCGAUGGCGGACGAGUUCUUCUGGCAAAUGGGCAAUAAGAACGUGAAGUUCUGGAAUCCUUAG